Molecule: messenger RNA, 4675 nt
Organism: Notolabrus celidotus (New Zealand spotty)
Lineage: Eukaryota; Metazoa; Chordata; Actinopteri; Labriformes; Labridae
Gene: nrbp2b
Product: nuclear receptor binding protein 2b
Exons: 18
Coding region: 624-2141 (505 amino acids)
Biological process (GO): intracellular signal transduction; protein phosphorylation; endoplasmic reticulum to Golgi vesicle-mediated transport
Cellular component (GO): endomembrane system; cytoplasm
Molecular function (GO): ATP binding; protein serine/threonine kinase activity
Source: RefSeq, a predicted model, not a curated record
GCACCGUGCCUGGCAGGAGCCCACGGCUUCAGAUCCAGCAACACUGACAAUGACGCGUGUGGACGAGGGUCGAAGAUUUCUCUCCCUUCAAUAAAAACAGACAUACUGAAGCGAGGGAUGAACGGAGGUGACUCACUGGGAAACAUUUCACUUCACUGACCGAGCUUUUACUCCAGCGUGACUUCAGUUUAAGAAGAUAGAGAAGCUGAAAACCCAUUUCGCGAGCUGUUUUGCAUAGUACAGCCUUGGGCGCAUGAAGUCUGGGAUAUAUUUCCCACCCUGCUCAGUUCCUCCAGCGACCUUGCAAUGUGUGCGCUUUGAUUUUACAUUUAAAGGAUGUGUAGGUUUUUCUCUGUGACUGAGGAGUGCCCGUUUGAAGAGAUAUCCACCUUUUCCUGCAAGAUGUGUUGAGCGCCAAAGGGGGCUGAGAGCGGCUGGUGUCAUCAGGGGAGGGGAGGGGGGGAGUCUUCACUGCGCAGACAAGCGGCAGACCGUCUCUGCGCUACCGCUCGUCUCCUCUGAUCCACAGCAGACAGACAGGCAGUUUCAGGAAGAAGAAGUGAGUGAAGGAGGAGGAGAGGGUCUCUUUUAGGGCUGGAAAUCUGGAAAUAUACGGCGGUAAAAUGACGAUGUCUGUCCCCGAGAGGAAAUCAGGAUCGGAGGGGAAAGAGGAGGAGAGCGAGGAUGAGAGUGAGAUCUUGGAGGAGAGCCCGUGCGGACGCUGGCAGAAACGGAAAGAGCAGGUGAGCCAAGGUAAUGUCCCGGGUGUGGAAAGUGCGUCUCUGGCCAUGGACACAGAGGAGGGCGUGGAGGUGGUGUGGAACGAGGUGCUGUUCUCUGACAAGAAGGUCUUCAAAGCACAGGAGGAUAAGAUCAAGGAGAUGUUUGAGAACCUGAUGCAGGUCGAACACCCGAACAUCGUCAAGUUCCACAAGUACUGGCUGGACAUGAAGGAGAGCCAGGCGCGGGUCAUAUUCAUCACAGAGUACAUGUCGUCUGGCAGCCUCAAGCAGUUCCUGAAGAAGACAAAGAAGAAUCACAAGACGAUGAAUGUGAAGGCCUGGAAGAGAUGGUGCACCCAGAUUCUCUCUGCCCUCAGCUAUCUGCACUCUUGCGACCCUCCGAUAAUCCAUGGCAACCUGACGUGUGACACCAUCUUCAUCCAGCACAACGGCCUCAUCAAAAUUGGCUCAGUUUGGCAUCGGCUUUUUGUAAAUGUGUUUCCAGAUGCAAGUGUGCAUGGUAAAGGGAGGCAGCACCGCGACGAGCAGAGGAAUCUGCAUUUUUUUGCUCCAGAAUAUGGAGCUGGCGAAGAUGAUUACGCCAUAGACAUUUUCUCCUUCGGCAUCUGCGCUCUGGAGAUGGCAGUGUUGGAGAUCCAGGCUAAUGGUGACACUGCUGUAUCCAAAGAGGCCAUCAUCAAUGCAGGUCAAUCUCUGGAAGAUCCUCUCAUGAGAGAGUUCACGCAGUCUUGUUUGCGCCACGAAGCCAAGCUCCGUCCUACGGCUCACGACCUUCUGUUCCAUCGAGUCCUGUUCGAGGUCCAUUCCCUCAAACUGCUCGCCGCCCACUGCCUCAUCAACAACCAGUACUUACUUCCAGAGAACUGUGUGGAAGAGAAAACCAAGUCCUUCGAUCCAAACGCUGUCAUGGCCGAAAUCAAACAUGAAGACAGACAAGGAGUUCAGCUCAAAUAUUCUCACGUGUCCCCUCUGGAACUGGACAAGUUUCUAGAAGAUGUCAAGAAUGGGAUUUACCCUUUGAUGAACUUUGCCUCGUCUCGGCCUCAUCCUGUCCCCCGAGCCCUGUCCCUGUCUCAGGAGCAGGUGGAGACGGUCAAAACGCCGACACCUGAACCCCAGGAGACAGAGAGCAGGAAGGUUAUUCAAAUGCACUGUAACCUGGAGUCAAUUGAAGAAGGGACCAAAACUCAUCUCUCUUUGUUUCUGAAGAUGGAUGACAAACUUCACCGACAGCUUAGCUGUGACAUCCUUCCAACCGACACCUCAAAAGACCUUGCCAGUGAGCUUGUUCACUACGCCUUCAUAACUGAGGAGGAUAGUGAGAAGGUAGCAGGGUUCCUCGAGGAUGCCAUCAACCGACACCGGGUCCGAACGCUCGCCUCUGGGAGCACACAGUGAGGAACGGGUCACAACUGCUGGCCCAGACUGAGGGGCCCAGGUGCCCAAAUGGGUCAAAUAAAAAGGGUAAGGCAGUGGUCAGAAUCACACAGCCAGGAAAAGAGAGAGAGAGAGAGCGAUGGGAGCUGACCCAGCUGAGGGAUAAAUAUGGGACAAAUACAGAAGGAUGCUGGGUCAUGACAGUCAGUAAGUCAUCCCAGAGAGACGGAAGAAACUCCAGAGGAAGAAACCCGAGGAUCCUCCUUUAUGAGGGCCGGAGUCAUCAAGGCUGUGUUCAGCAAUCCCACAAAGCAGUGGAAGAUUGACAAACCCCCUGCCUAGAAGGGCUAUUACGCCUUAAUCUAUAUACUGCAGCUUAGGUUUCCAUAAUGCCACUUUUUCAGAGCGGAAAUGUUUUACAUCAAAUACAGCAGAAAGACAUUUAAUGCUCUUAAACCUUGUUUGCACUCCAAUAUCUCCUUAAAUUUGUGAUCAUUUACUUUUAAUUACACAUAAAAAAAAGCCGACCUCCCUUACAAACCAGACCCUUCAGUUUAUUUAAGCGAUUCAGUUCCGUCCAACAUGCACUGUUAACACUCAUGCAGUUCACAUAAUUAUUUCUAUCUAAUGGUGAACAAUAGAAGCUUCGCACAAGCCUGUUCUGUUUCUCUCAACUCAACUCCCUGUACUCUUGGGUGAAAGGUCAUUUCUCCCAGAGCUCCACACACCAUGCCUAAAUGUAGUGACAAGAAUUGAGAUGAUGCCUCUCUUUUAAGCCUGCAGUGCUCUUAAGGGGUUUUCCCUGUGAACGUGUUCUGAAAGCCAAAGAUUUGCAAAGUGCCUGCUAUGGCAAUGUACUUUGGAUAAGAAAAAAAUCCUAAUAAAAUGGCAUCGUACCCAACUGAUACACUUGGAAUGAUACUCAUUCAGGCUGUAUGUAAAGAUGGACGACACAUCUCUAUAAGAGAUGCCACAACCCUCUGCAAUGGGCGCUGGCAUCUUGUGCAUUUGGGGCCAGAGUCUGUACUAAAGGAUGAAAAUUAAACUUUUCAGAAAAAUGUAUAUUUGGACAUGAAUCUACAUGAUACCAACUAAGUAUACUGACAAAAAACCUAUAUGAGAAAAAAUUGUUCCACGUGUAUUUUGAUUUUAAAGUGUGAUCCUUCCCCCCAUCUGUUACCACAGAGAGUGUGGGCUGUAUGACCUACACUGCAGCACGUCAAUAUCUAUUCAUUUUGGCCUCACUUUUGAGAAGCUGUCAAAAUGUCCAUCUUUUUAUACAGCCUUUGUAUAACUUACUAUUUUCAAAAUUAAAUUCGGAAUUAUUACGAAGUCAGCUUUUGUGAAUGUCCAUAUACAGCUGCAGCAAUUGUGUGUAUAUUUAUGGAUCAGUUGUAGUCAAUUAGUUUGGAAGAGCUGCAGCUUGUGUACAAAAAUAUCAUGUGAGUUGAACUCAUAGUUCUAUAUAAAUAGAAGAAAGGGUUUUGGAAAGUUAAGGCUUGUUAAUAAAAUUACCAUAUUGUCAAUAUAUAUUUGUGCUACAUUAUUUUUUCUCAUAUAUCCAAAACCAUGAGAAGAUGAUCUCCUAGUUUUUUUUUUCCAUAAAUGUGUCUUUAGGUGUUUUAGAGGAAAAAUCUUCCCAAAAGUGUCAAAGAAUGCUGCAACGUUUAAAUACUCUUGAAAAUUUGAUAGUGAUAAUUUGUGGUGGUUUCAUGGGCUACACACUAUUAAAUAAAUCUCUGACUCAUGUGUGCAAUAUUUUGCUUCGAACACCUUCUUUCUCUAGUAACACAUCCACUGUAUUUUUUUUCCAGACAUUUUCAGAGUGAACUUCGACACUGAUUGCACUGCAGCCCACACAAACACAAAAAUAGAAUACAUCCCUUAAGCUCUGCCAGGUUUGCUUGGCAAGAAUCCGAUCUUGGCACGUUUGGGUGGAUUUUUCCUUUACAGAACUGGACAGCUGAAACAUUACAGGACUAUCCGAUUGGUCUUCAGCCUUUUACUCGUGUUUGUUUGAUUCACGUAGCCAUGCUUCGUUUGUUAACCUGGGUCUUUGAGGUCACUGAUUUAUACCCGCUGUACAGUCAUGGCUUACAGUACUUACUCUUCUCUGUGUCUUAUUUGUGUGUUUCUAAAGACAAGGGUCCUGAACUUUACAAAACAUUGCAUUACUAGAAGCUGUGGUGUACAUAUUUGUUUGUGGCUGUUGAAGAGGUUUACUUUUCGGCAAACUUUCAAUGCAAAACAGUGCCACUACUGGGCUUAUUUGACCUAUUAAGCUGCAUGUCUUAAUAGCCUACAACCAUCCAGAAAUCUGCAUUUUGCCUUUCUGUCUGUCUCACUUUGGUUCCAGAGAGGACCUGACCAAGAAGAUGAAUGUUUAGACUGUGCAAAUAUGAAAAAAAAAAAUCCAUAUCAGUCUUAUUUUAUGUCUAACUACUUCUUUUCCUGUGAAUUGGUUGAAAUAAACUUGCCUUUGGAUGUGUUCUUAACUUUUUGUUAAAUAUUGUAGCUCCUGCAAUUAAAUACAAUAAACAAUAUGUGACAUAUAG